UUAUACUGCAUUUGCAAACAACCGGAUGAUGGUAAAAGAUUGAUGAUAUGCUGCGAUGGUUGUGACGAAUGGUUCCAUGGUGAUUGCGUUGGUAUUAAAAAUGAAGAUGCUAACAUGAUUAAAAAAUUUUACUGUCCUAAUUGUAUAGAGAAAAAUAAUGAAUUACGUACAACUUAUAAAUCGAAAAAAAAGAGAGAAGAUCGUCAUCAAGAAGAAAAGAGACAAAAACGUUCCAUUCGAGCUUGUGGAAAAUGCGAUGCUUGUACAAGAACGGAAGAUUGUGGCAAAUGCAAAUUUUGCUUGGAUAUGCCAAAAUUUGGAGGUCCUAAAAGACUUCGGCAGAAAUGUAUGUUACGCCAGUGCAAAUUUUAUUCACGAUUGGUAAGUCCCUUACGUCAUUUCGCUACUUCACAGCCUGCGCCUACUUCUCCUACUUUAACAACACCUACUGAUGAAGAUAAAGGAAAGAUAUCAAACAUGGAUUUAACGGUUCCAGCACAAGACGAAACGACUAUUGCUAAUAAAGUUUCUGAAAAAGAUGAAACUUCAGCUGCAACAGCGCAAACCCCUAAAGCAUCCAAAAAAUCAAGUAAACAGCGUAGCCUUAAAGUUAAACAGUUAAAAAAGAGCAAAAGAGAGGAACAGAGAAAGGAACAUCAAUCAAAGAGUCGGAAAAGAAAACGAGAUGAGGGCAAACAAAUCAAAGAUGAGGAUACGCAAGUUGAAAUUAUUGAGAAGAGAGAAUUGAUACAAUGUAUUGGCAUCGGUUGCGUCAAUGCUGCAAGGCUGUCUUCAAAAUAUUGUAGCAAUGAAUGCGGUUUAAAACUGGCUAAAGAGCGUAUUCUUCGAGUCUUACCGAAUAAAAUUAAGACUUUGAGAACUCAAGGCCUUACCGCUGAUAUUCAGGGUGAAUUAAAAAUAAAGGAGUUAGAAAGAAAACGAAAAAUUGCUGAAAAAAGGUUAGCAGAGUUAGAUGAAAUGUCUGCGAAAUUAGACCAUUUCGUUAAUUGGACUAAAAUGUCAUCUGCUUCAUUAGAACCCGAUGCCAAUGAAGAUGGCAAUGAAGAUACUGAUUUACAAAUUUAUUGCGUUACAUGUGGACAUUCUAUUCCUCCACGUAAUGCUAUCAAACAUAUGGAAAAGUGCUAUAUCAAGGAAGAAAGUUUGACAUCGUAUGGAUCAAAGUAUGCUACUAAUGUAGGACCAAAUGAGGUGUCAUUAUUCUGCGAUGAAUAUAACGCACAACAAGGAACAUACUGCAAGCGUUUACGCGUAUUGUGUGCAGAACAUACUAAAGAGCCAAAGAUACCUGCGAAUGAAGUGUGUGGAUGUCCAUUAACCCGAAAUGUGUUUGAAGAAACUGAUGAUUUUUGUAGAGUAAGAAAGCGCUCUUGCAUAAAACAUUAUCGUUGGGAGAGACUGCAAAGAGCUAACAUUGAUAGAGAACGGAUUCAGCAGUGUCUAUUAAUUGAAGAAACAUAUGAACAAAUACGAAUUAUACAAACUGCUAAAGAAGGCAGACGAGGACUACUGGGAAUUAUGCUACAUGAAACUAAGGCUUAUUAA
Messenger RNA from Trichoplax adhaerens, 1566 nucleotides. RefSeq lists its product as uncharacterized. The annotation marks the transcript as partial. Gene Ontology annotation, biological process: positive regulation of DNA-templated transcription. The record is from RefSeq and is a predicted model, not a curated record. Lineage: Eukaryota; Metazoa; Placozoa; Uniplacotomia; Trichoplacea; Trichoplacidae. Gene Ontology annotation, molecular function: DNA binding; zinc ion binding. The transcript has 15 exons. Gene Ontology annotation, cellular component: Set1C/COMPASS complex.